This is a messenger RNA of Mytilinidion resinicola, 1653 nucleotides long. RefSeq lists its product as uncharacterized. Gene Ontology annotation, molecular function: NADH dehydrogenase activity. The record is from RefSeq and is a predicted model, not a curated record. Bases 1 to 1653 code for a protein of 550 amino acids. The transcript is spliced from 4 exons. Lineage: Eukaryota; Fungi; Ascomycota; Dothideomycetes; Mytilinidiales; Mytilinidiaceae.
AUGCAAGCCUCCAGCCCGCGUAUGCAGCUCGGCCAAUUGCCUACUGGAUUGCUUGACGCCCUAGCCAGCAGAAGCUUGCCCUCGAGGCCGAUCGCAUCCCGCCUUUCACGUGGGAUACCGAGCCAGCGACGAGAUAUAACAGUCAAUCAGCUUGAUACAAGUUCAGACCAGAGGGAGCGCGUCGUGAUUCUAGGCUCUGGCUGGGCAGGAUACACGGUUGCUCGCCAGCUCAACCCGAAGAAGUACCAAGCUGUUGUCGUUUCGCCGCGGUCAUACUUCGCCUUCACGCCACUGUUGGCUUCCACCUCGGUCGGAACGCUCGAGUUCAGGACGGCACUCGAGCCGGUGAGGAGUCGGCGAUCUAACGUCAAUUACUUCCAAGGAUGGGCGGAUGUGGUGGAUUUCAAGAACAAGAAAGUUACGGUCGAGGAGAGUGCUGAUAACUCGACUCAGGGCUUCGCGCUCUCUGGAAGUCGGGCGGAGACCCAGCCGGAGGUGAGAAAGGCAGAACAGGCGAAGAAAGGGAAGACGUUCGACCUGGCAUGGGAUAAGCUGAUCAUCACUGUGGGAUGCUACAGUCAGACAUUCGGAACACCAGGAGUCAAGGAGCACGCGCUGUUCUUGAAGGAUGUUGGAGAUGCGCGGAAGAUACGGAACCGCAUACUGCUAUGCUUCGAGACGGCGGCUCUAUCAACCACAACGGACGCGAUGAGGAAGAAUCUGCUGAACUUUGCGAUAGUGGGCGGUGGACCAACAGGAAUUGAGUUCUCAGCGGAGCUACACGACAUCAUCAAGGAGGACCUGGCAAGGAUAUAUCCUGAGUUGAUGGAGUUCUAUAAGAUCACGGUCUAUGAUGUGGCAGAAAAGGUAUUGCCAAUGUUUGACGAAGAUCUCGGGAAGUAUGCCAUGAAGGUGUUCGCGAGGGAGGGCAUUGCGAUCAAGACGUCUCAUCACGUUGAGUCGCUCAGGAAAGGGCCUCCGGGGGACAGUAAUACCGCCAAAGACGUCCAAGACGAGUACCCGUGCUGGACGCUUCGGGUCAGAGAAGAGGGAGACAUAGGCGUUGGCAUGGUUGUUUGGAGUACUGGUCUUAUGAUCAACCCCUUUGCAAAAAAGGCAUUGGGCAAGAUCCCAUCUAUUCCAGAAUCAGGAGUCAAGUACCUUACCCCGGGUUCCGAAUUAUCACGAGGUUCUCUCCAAUGGGCCGUCAGCAAAGAGCCCAAAACCGGAGCCGUCAUCACCGACGACCGGCUACGCGUGCUCCUUGGGCCCGAUGGUGACCACGAAAGCAAGCAGCGAGCAAUUAUGGAAGACGUUUUUGCUCUUGGUGACUGCGCGAAAAUCGAAAACACAACGUAUCCAGCAACGGCCCAGGUGGCUUCCCAAAAGGCCGAGUGGCUUGCCAAACGGCUCAACAAGGGUGACUUUGACAAGGGUGGCUUCACGUGGAAGAACAUGGGUGUCAUGGCAUACAUUGGUAACUGGAAUGCCAUCAUGCAGGGCGGCGGCGGCGGGAGCGUCUCCGGGCGCGCAGCGUGGGUGCUGUGGCGGGGUGCGUACCUCACGAAGAGCGUGAGCUGGAGGAACAAGGUGCUGAUCCCGAUAUACUGGUUCCUCAAUUGGGCUUUUGGGCGCGACAUCUCACGUUUCUGA